AUGAAUUAUCAUUUUUCGUCAGUGACUUCACCAAGCCUAAGUCGUUAUUUAUAUUAUAGAUCUUCUACCAACACAGUGCUGUAUUGGACUUUAUCUCAAUUUCAUAUUAGGCUUAAACUUACCACUCGUCCAAACUGUACGAGAACUGCAUUAAUAUCGCGUCAUUUUUAUUCAACAUUUUCAAUUUUUCAACGAACAAUGUCAACUUCAAACAACCAAUUGUCCAAAGAAACCCCUCCACCGCCAUCUGGUCAGGAUUCCCAUAGUCAUGUACAUAGUCAUAGUCAUGAUUCAGAACAUUUACACUCGCAUUCUGCAGCAGGUAUGCUCCAUCAUCACAAGCACUCCAUGCAUGAGCCAAAUGAACUUUUAGCUGGAGGUGCUUCUGCAAUUAAAACUAAUCCAGCCGUGAGAAUUACCUGGAUUGGGUUGUUAGUCAAUGUCACAUUGGCAAUUUCCAAAGGUGUUGGUGGUGUUUACUUUCAUUCACAAGCGCUUGUGGCAGAUGCAAUCCACUCUGUGAGUGAUAUGCUUGCUGAUUUUUUAACGUUGGCCACCGUCAAUGUAGCUGCUAAAGUUGGAACUGCAACCAAGUUUCCUUUAGGUUACGGUAAACUUGAAACAGUCGGUGCAUUUCUGGUGAGUGCUAUUCUUUUAUUUGCUGGUAUUUCAGUUGGAUGGUCGUCAUUGUUACAAAUUUUUGAAUUUGUCUUACCAACUCAUCUUUAUGAGAUAGCUUCACACAUUCAUAUUGGUCAUGAUCAUUCCCAUUCCCAUUCUCAUGUUCAAGCCCAACCUGAUGCCCAUUCUCAUGGUCACAUUGACCCUUCAAAUAUAACUACACAUCGAGAAAUUCCUAACAUAAAUGCUGCUUGGUUGGCUGGUGGGUCAAUUAUUGCCAAAGAACUCUUGUAUCGUAAAACAAUGAAAGUUGCAAUUCAAACCAACUCAAAAGUGUUAGUGGCAAAUGCUUGGCAUCAUAGAGUUGAUUCCUUGACUGCUGUUGUUGCCUUGUUUACUGUUGCUGGUGGAGUUUUAUUUAAUGUUGCUUGGUUGGAUUCAAUUGGUGGUAUUGGUGUUUCUAUAUUGAUUAUUAAAGCUGGUUACGAUUCGUUAAGAGAAGCUUGGAAUGAAUUGAUUGACCGUGGUGAAAGACCCGGAUCUGAAUUAUACAACAAAAUUGAAGGAAUCAUUAAUAAUGAAUUACAAAUGAAUAAUGAAUUGAAACAAUUCAAAUUAAACCAAUUAUCGGUGUUGUCUUCUGGUGCUAAUACUAAUAUUCAUAUAAAUCUUUCUACUACAAACCAGAAUCUUAAUUUGAAAACAUUAAAUCAAUACGAAAAAAGAUUAUCUGAUUUGAUUAGACAAGAUGAUAGAUUUGUGAGAAACAUUUUUGUUAAAUUUGAACAAGUUGAAGAAGAACAAGAGAAAGUAAAAACUCAAGAAGAAGAAGAAGAAAUCAAUGGUUCCAAUGAUGUACAUAGUCAUAAGCAUUAA
Molecule: messenger RNA, 1497 nt
Organism: Candida dubliniensis CD36
Lineage: Eukaryota; Fungi; Ascomycota; Pichiomycetes; Serinales; Debaryomycetaceae
Exons: 1
Coding region: 1-1497 (498 amino acids)
Biological process (GO): transmembrane transport; monoatomic cation transport
Cellular component (GO): membrane
Molecular function (GO): monoatomic cation transmembrane transporter activity
Source: RefSeq, a predicted model, not a curated record